Messenger RNA from Suillus subalutaceus, 462 nucleotides. RefSeq lists its product as uncharacterized. Lineage: Eukaryota; Fungi; Basidiomycota; Agaricomycetes; Boletales; Suillaceae. The coding region runs from base 1 to 462 and encodes 153 amino acids. The transcript has a single exon. The record is from RefSeq and is a predicted model, not a curated record.
AUGGAUUCAGCAGAUCACGGGUCGAAGAACAAUCCCUGCCGGAACGUACCCUUGAAGUGCGGUCUAUGCCAUCCAACCCUCCCUCCUGAACCUGGAAAAAAUUCGCGAAAGGUGCCAGCGGCUUUCGUUCAAAGUGUCUGGCGCUACAAUAUGGCCAUACAAAUUCUCAGUAAGCAUGAAGAGUACGCCAUUCCUGGACGCAGAGAGGCCGGUGUUCCUUUGCCUGAGGGUGUUUGGAAGUCUAUGGAGUUGAGUGAGCUCGAACAGGCCUCGGCUGGCAUCCCGAAAGAGCACAGGCAGCCUCCACACAUUGCUCUAGUCAGGCAGGGGAAGGAGAAUAUGCCGGCUUCAGGUUCUCGCUCCCUCAAAUGCUCAGCAACAGCGUCUGCGGGACCCAUGACAUCCAAACGUGCUCGCACCACUAUCCAACCUCUUCAGACUGCGCGUACUUUACUCGUGUAG